Messenger RNA from Fibroporia radiculosa, 2292 nucleotides. RefSeq lists its product as uncharacterized. Lineage: Eukaryota; Fungi; Basidiomycota; Agaricomycetes; Polyporales; Fibroporiaceae. Gene Ontology annotation, biological process: positive regulation of GTPase activity. The transcript has 8 exons. Gene Ontology annotation, molecular function: guanyl-nucleotide exchange factor activity. Gene Ontology annotation, cellular component: cytosol. The record is from RefSeq and is a predicted model, not a curated record. Bases 1 to 2292 code for a protein of 763 amino acids.
AUGAGCAGCGGCACAUCCAAACAUGCCUCCGCCUCCAAGCUGGGCGACCUCCUCGCCCAAGUCGGUCUCAACGAGCCGAACCAAUGGGAGGAGAUUGAAGACACAGCCAAACACCUCGCUGAUGAUCUGCGCAUAAAGGACGUCGAUCAGCAAACUGCCCUGGGCAAGACUCUCCUCCCUCAGACUCUCAACUCCCUACUAAAGGUUGCAAUCAACGGCGCGGCCGUCCCCGAUUCGGCAUGCAAACCCGCCAUCUAUGAAAUCCUCCGAGUGGCAGCAAACCUAUGCAUGGACCAUGGCAAGUACACUUUGUCGCUUUAUUAUGAGAACCGUUCGUAUCUAUUGGAUGCCGGUUUUCCGCAAACGGUGGUAUCUUUGUUAGAAGGCUACGCAGAAGGCGUCCAGUCAAAUCAUUAUGACCCACUCCCCUUGUCAAUCGCUGAUCUCAAAGUGGUCAAAACGUGUAUUGGAUUUCUUCUAAAUGCCAGUAUCGGUUACGAGCCUGUCAAGACUCGUCUCAUUUCCCUGGAGGCUGCCAUCACAAUCUUGAAAUUGUCUAUGACGGUGUAUCCUCCUGGGUCAUGGCUAGUUGCGCAGCAUCCUGAUGACGUAGUGACUCCUGAGUCCGAUAAACAUGCCAUUGAGUCAUGGACUCUACGGAGCGGAUUGUCACCGUGGGCCUGGAGAGCGAUUUCAGAAUUAAGAGACGACGAAGAAGACAACCAGCAAGUACGAUCAUUAUUCGGGCCCGAUGCUCUACCAUUCCUCACCCGCCCCCUUCGAGCGUUUGUUCCUCCAUAUUUACCACCAUCUACGUCGUUUGUUGCGCCGUCGUUACGGCAUACUUUUGCUCUAGCGGAUUUUGAAUCAUUGGAAGAAGUCUGUGGUCUACUAGAGUCCCUUUGUCUGGAUUUGGAAGACGUCCGACUCUCGCUUGCACGUGGACUGACAUUUCCUGACGGAGAGCAUGAUGGUGUGACGUGCCUAUCUAGUAUGCUGACUUUCAUAGACAACGGCGAUUAUCCACCACACUGGGCAACCGAGUCAGCAGGAGAACGUGCCUCAAUGGAGAAAGCAUUUGAUAUAUGCAAGGCAGCCAUUGUGAAAGCGGUUGUGGAGGUAGCAGGUGAGGAGAAGAACGCAGAUACUUUAUGGGACGACUCAGAGCCGCAGAAGCCGGGAGGGGAAUUUGUGAAUACGAUGGUACAGUGGAUAAGGAAACAUAAACUCAUCAAGGAAACCAAUCGCGACGACCUCAUUAUCUGUGCAACGCUUUCUUUAGGCAAUCUUGCGCGCAGAGGCACGUUACACCACGUUCGUAAUGCUCACGCUACUGCACUAAUUCGGCCACCAAUUGCUCUUGGGCCUGACCUUGCCACUCUCCUUGAGCCGGACACUGAUAUCAAGGUGAAGCAUGGGCUAGUGGGGCUUCUCAAGCAUCUAGCACAAUCACAGAGCAACAGGGCUGCACUCGGUGAGGCUGGCAUCAUUCAAAGGCUGGCAUCGUCACAAGUGUGGGGCGACAAAGCAGACAUGGCGGAAAUGGUGCAAGUCUCCGCGAUCGGCGUUGCUAAACACAUGUGUAACGGGAACGUCGAAAAUGCAAUUGCUCUGGUGUCACCGCCCUCGGACUGUUCGUUGGGUUCGCCCCUGAAUCAGAUUCUGGCACUCGUCCGACGAUCAGACUCCAUCGCUGUCAAGAGCGAGGGGACGAGAGUCCUCGUUAACAUCGUGAAAGCAUUAUGGGCGAGUGACCCGGCCGCCGGUACAGACAAGACGGAGAGGAGAGAAGCGGCCGUACGGUUGAUUGUCAAUACAAAUUGCGCCUCGGCCCUUGCACAGCUUGUUGGCCGUAGUAAGAAGUACCCCGUGUUGAUCAACGAGGGUGUGGUCGCGUUGUCCUUGAUGAGCACGCAUUCUAGUGGUGGCACGUUGGUUCUGGACGCAAUUUUAAAUCCCCUUCCGAGCGAAGUCGUACGGUCCUCCCAGUCGCAGCCUGUGUCUGCCGUACCCACGGAGGGUUCCCCGGUUGUGGGCCCUCGCAGCGCGUUGGACAUGCUUGUUUUCGUGCUCGGAAAUGCAGAGUCCAUGCCCAUGGAAGUCCGUGCCAACGUGUGUGCGCUGCUUGGACAGCUAUGCAGGAAGGGAGUCGUGGCAAAGGACAGGACAGAGGAUCUCGCGAGGAUGAAGGAGGCAACGAGGGAGCUCAUUGAGGAGCUCGGAAAUGAGAUUGACGGCAAACCCUCCCCUCUAAGCGUAUCCGCUAAGCGGGCGUUAGAAGCUUGGGACUGA